Heteronotia binoei (common prickly gecko) is the source of this 7282-nucleotide messenger RNA. It is a transcript of the gene CAMSAP1, whose product is annotated as calmodulin regulated spectrin associated protein 1. Gene Ontology annotation, biological process: negative regulation of microtubule depolymerization; neuron projection development; cytoplasmic microtubule organization. NCBI's taxonomy places the organism in Eukaryota, Metazoa, Chordata, Lepidosauria, Squamata, Gekkonidae. The transcript is spliced from 19 exons. Gene Ontology annotation, molecular function: spectrin binding; microtubule minus-end binding; calmodulin binding. The coding region runs from base 493 to 5340 and encodes 1615 amino acids. Gene Ontology annotation, cellular component: microtubule minus-end. The record is from RefSeq and is a predicted model, not a curated record.
AAGCUAACGACCGGCGCGAGACGGCUCGACGGAGGCGACUGGCCCUCCGAGGGGGGAAGGGAGCGCGCUUGUCUCGCUCGCCCCUCUCCGUUCGCCGCGCGGGCACGAGCUGCUACAACCCAGAGAACGGACUCCGCCCCUUUUGCUUUCCACAAGGCGCGCGCCCGCCAGCGACGCGCGCGCCCCUCUUCCCCCCCCCAUCUUUUUUUUCCCUGUUUAUGAGAAGCAGAGAAGGCUCACAGGGUGCGCGCGCACGCGCGUCCGUCUCACUCCCCCUUCAGCCACCCGAUUCCUGCCCUCUCUCCCCCCUCCCCCCGCCUUUCCUCUGGAGGCCGCCGGCCCGCAGCGCUGUGGGGCCGUGUCGCCUCUGGCCCUCCCCCCCUUCCCUUGGAAAGCCUUUCUCCCCCCUCCCCCCUUUCUAGAUUGGGGCCUGGGCGCGGCCGGGGGCUCCGAGCCUGAUGGGGGAAUGAGGUAGCUGCGGCUUCGAGAAAGAUGGUGGAUGUUGAUGUUUGUGCUGGUGGGGAUAGCACCCGAAGAAAAAUGGAUUCCCUAACAGAUAGUGCAGCUGAGAUCAUUCCGUUGGAACUCUAUGAUUCAUCUCGAGCGAAAAUAGCUGCUAAUUUACAAUGGAUCUGUGCUAAAGCAUAUGGAAGAGAUAAUAUCCCUGAGGAACUGAAGGACCCAUUCUAUAUAGACCAGUAUGAGCAAGAACAUAUUAAACCACCUGUCAUCAAGCUGCUACUGUCCAGUGAGCUGUACUGCCGUGUCUGCAGCCUCAUUUUGAAAGGGGAUCAGGUGGCUGCUCUACAGGGACACCAGUCAGUCAUCCAGGCUCUGUCUCGGAAAGGGAUUUACGUCAUGGAGAGCGAUGAUACACCUGUGUCCGAAUCUGAUCUCAGCAGCGCGCCAGUCAAAAUGAGUCCUCACAUGGCAAUGAUUGAUGCUCUUAUGAUGGCCUACACUGUGGAAAUGAUCAGCAUUGAAAAAGUGGUUGCAAGUGUCAAACGUUUUUCUACAUUUAGUGCCUCAAAGGAAUUGCCCUAUGAUCUGGAGGAUGCAAUGAUAUUCUGGAUUAAUAAGGUGAACCUUAAAAUGAGAGAAAUAACUGAAAAAGAGAUCAAAUUGAAACAGCACCUACUGGAAAGCCCAGGUCACCAAAAGUCUCCCUCCAAAUGGUAUUGGAAAUUAGUACCUGUACGAUAUCGUCGAGAUCACCUUUCAAGCAGGCAGUUACCAUUUUUCCCGAUGCUUGAAGAUCUCAUGAAGGACUGCAGCGAUGGAGCUGCUUUACUGGCUGUAAUACACUAUUACUGUCCUGAACAAAUGAAGCUAGAUGAAAUCUGCCUGAAAGAAGUCACAUCGAUUGCAGACAGCAUCUAUAACAUUCAGCUGCUUCGGGAGUUCUCAAACGAAUACUUAAACAAAUGUUUUUACCUCACAUUGGAGGACAUGCUAUAUGCACCUUUAGUUCUGAAGUCCAAUGUAAUGGUCUUCAUUGCUGAAUUAUUCUGGUGGUUUGAGAAUGUCAAGCCUGACUUUGUGCAGCCCAGAGACCUCCAAGAAGUAAAAGAUGCUAAAACAAUGUUGCAGCAGAAGAGCAGUAGGCCACCUGUUCCCAUUUCCAAUGCGACCAAACGGAGUUUCAUGGCCAGCCCAGUGGCUUCCAGCUCAGCUGACACCCAGCCCCCAGUUCAGCUUCCUUUGGAGACUUGCAACAGGUAUUACCUGCAUCCUGAAGAAUUUGAGUCCCUUGGAAAAGGAAGCCCUGCCUUCAGCCCAUCCCAUCCAUUACUGCCACUGAGACAGAAACAACAGAAGUCUCUGCAGGGGGAGGACAGUUCAGGUCAACGCCAUCGUUCUAAUUCAUUGACUAGAGUGGAUGGGCAGCCACGGGAGUCAGUUCUUGCUUGGCCAGAUAAGAAACCAAGGCCUCUGUCUCAGCCGACACAGUUUGGUCUUCAUCAUGCCACAAGCAGUGACGCAGACCCUAGUUCUGGUGAUAGCAUUAGCUUGGCUCGAUCGAUCAGCAAGGACAGUCUAGCAUCAAACAUCAUCAAUAUCACUCCAAAACAGCAGUCUCACUGUUUGCCAGUGAAAAGCAAUGGGAAAAGCUUGCUGAACAAUGUUGAGAUAGAAGAUGAAGAUGAAGAAUUGAUUGCAAUAAUCCGACCAGAUGCCACGCCAAGCCACGGCAACCUUGAACUUCAGAGUGUGCCAGCUAGAUCACCAGGCUUUGUUGCAGCUGCGUGGGCUCAAAAGCCACAAAAUGAGGCCCCAGAGAGCAAACCAGAGAGUUUUUUCCUCGAGCCUUUAAUGCCUGCUGUACUGCGACCAGCAAAGGAAAAACAAAUAAUUAACAAGGAGGACGAAUGCGGCGAAGGGAAAACACGAGGUUUUGUAGCAAAGAGGCUGAAUGAGGGACACAUGUCUUUAGUUCGUAAAAAAACAAAUAGCAAUCAUGCAGAUCACAACCUCAACAGGACUUUUAGUGUAGCUUCUAGUUCAGAAUUAACCACAGUUGCUGGUUCUGGCAUGGCAGAUCCAUUGGUACAAUCGGAGGUAAGCGCAGAACCCUUUCGGCCUCAAGCGAGUAGCAGUUUGGAGCCUCCACCUCGAGACCAGUCCUUUGGCGGAUUCUUUCUUCAUGCUGCCAAACCAGAUGAGGAGGUGGUAAGCAGUGCCAAUAUGGGCUAUGUGAAAAGCCCAAGUUCCCACGUAGCAGACACCUCCUGGACAAUUGUGAGGCAAGAUUCUGACUCCGACAUUCUAGACAUGGAGGAAGCAGAGCAAGACCUAGUGGCGGAUGACCAUCCGAUAAUUGCCAAGUACAUUGGAGAAGAGGAGUCGGCAAAGCUACAGGAAGACAUGAAAGUAAAGGAGCACGAAGAUAAAGAUGAUGCCAGCGGGCGUUCGAGUCCUUGUCUGAGCACCAUUUCCCAGGUUAGUAGUGUGUCCAUGACCAGUGGGAGUGCCAGGAUGACUAACUUUGCCGAACGGAAGCUGCAGAGGCUGAACAGUUAUGAAACCAAAUCCAGUACGAGUAGUUCACAGAAGACCACGCCCGAUGGGUCAGAGUGUUGCCCGGCUCCGUUAACCACAUGGAAGCAGAAGAGGGAGCAGAGCCCAAACAGGCAAAGCAAAGAUAAUGUUAAUCUCUUGGCUUCUGAACUGGUGCAGCUUCAUAUGCAACUAGAGGAGAAGCGAAGAGCAAUCGAGACUCAGAAGAAGAAGAUGGAGGCGCUGUCAGCCAGGCAGCGAUUAAAGCUGGGCAAGGCGGCAUUUUUGCAUGUGGUUAAAAAGGGGAAAGGCCCUGACGUCUCACAGUCUCCUAAACCAGAACACUUCACAAAAGAGUACUCGAGGCACAACGGGGAAGGCCUGGAUGAUACUAACUCUUUGAACUCUAAGUCAGAAGUGUUCUUUGUGAAAGAGGAAGGGACAGAAGAUGUCCUUGAUGACUCUUGUGAAGUACCCAAAGUGAAAAUGCAGGAAACCAUUGCUUUUGUUGAGCAGAACAAUCCAAAAGAACCCACCAUCCAUGAAUUGGAGAAAAGCAAAAUGAUUUCUGCUGCGCUCCUGGAAGAGAACAUUGAAGUGGCCGACAUCAAUGAAUGUGAUCUUUCGAUUGAAAAAUUAAAUGAAACAAUCAGUACCCUCCAGCAGGCUAUAUUGAAGAUUUCUCAGCAGCAGGAACUCUUAAUGAAAGCGCCGGCAGUGCCAUCAUCAAGAGGGAGCUCACAGGACCAAAAGAUAAAAGCACCGAUUCAUUUUGUCGAGUCCCUCUCUCCUACAGGAAUGAGCAGCCUUCGUAAACCUCCUCGACUUGGCCAAGGACGGAGUCCCCGCUCUGGGAGGCCAUCAGAACUGAAAGUCGCGAAGGACAGACAGCAAACUAUGGCACGGAUCAAAACCCCAACUCCCAGUGUUGACACUUUGCCACAUUUAAGGCAGUUUCCGUCAGCCAAUUCACCGAAGACACCGACUGAAACGGCCCUUGAAAAUAAUGUGAAUUCAGGAAGCACCCCUCAGGAGAAGCUUGUCUUUGAUAGCUAUAGACUCCGUGAUGAGAGCAAUCACCCAGGGGAAUUUCUUCUGUCUACUUCCAAAGACACUAAUAUCCUCUCUGAAGCUAUCAAAGAUGUAAAUAGCAACAUAGAGGACUUUAUCCAUUCUUUUGAUGGCUCAGGGAAAGAGAAUGUCCCAGCAGAAGAACCCUUGAGAAGCAAAGUUAGUCUAAUUGAAGUAGACCUGUCUGAUUUGAAAGUCCCAGAUGAAGAUGUUGAAAGCCAAGGCAGCUCCACAGACUUAAUCAGUGAAAUUGACCAGAAGUCAGGAGUUGGGUUUUUCUUUAAGGAUGAGCAGAAAGCAGAAGAUGAACUGGCCAAAAAACGCGCAGCCUUCCUCUUAAAGCAGCAGCGCAAAGCUGAAGAAACGCGACUUCGAAAACUGCAACUGGAGGCAGAGGUUGAACAAAAGCGAGAUGAAACCCGUCGCAAAGCCGAGGAAGAUAGAAUACGGAAGGAGGAAGAGAAAGCUCGAAGAGAGCUCAUCAAACAGGAAUAUCUGAGAAGGAAACAACAGCAGAUCUUGGAAGAGCAGGGCCUCGGGAAGCCCAAAUCUAAACCCAAGAAGCCCAGGCCAAAAUCUGUCCACCGGGAAGAGUCCUAUAGCGACUCAGGGACAAAGUGCUCUUCUACUCCUGAUAAUUUAAGCAGUGCUCAGUCUGGUUCCAGCCUCUCCUUGGCAUCAGCAGCAACAACUGAGCCUGAAAGUGUCCAUUCGGGUGGCACACCUUCCCAGCGAGUGGAAUCAAUGGAAUCUUUGCCCAUAUUGAGUCGGAAUGCCAGUCGAAACAUGGAGAGAGACUGGGAAAACACCUCAACAGCCUCUUCAAUUGCUUCGGUGGCUGAAUAUACUGGUCCAAAACUGUUUAAAGAACCCAGCAGCAAGUCAAACAAACCAAUUAUCCACAACGCUAUAUCCCACUGCUGUCUUGCUGGAAAAGUGAAUGAACCUCACAAAAACUCCAUAUUGGAGGAGCUUGAGAAGUGUGAUGCCAACCAUUACAUCAUUUUGUUCCGCGAUGCCGGCUGCCAGUUCAGGGCACUUUAUUGCUACUAUCCCGACACAGAAGAAAUCUACAAGCUGACAGGAACGGGGCCAAAGAGCAUCACCAAGAAAAUGAUUGACAAACUUUAUAAAUACAGCUCGGACAGAAAGCAGUUUAACCUGAUUCCAGCCAAAACCAUGUCCGUUAGUGUAGACGCUCUGACGAUUCAUAAUCAUUUGUGGCAACCCAAGCGACCCGCAGUGCCAAAGAAGACUCAGACUCGCAAAUGACGCUAAAUUUGUGUGGGAGACAAUUGUCAGUUGUGUUGCUGGGGAGAAAGGACUUUCCCCUGGAGUUCUGAGUAUAAGACAUGCAGCAUCGUAAUUUUUUUUUAAAGAAGAGGCUUCUAAACCGGGAUGCAAGGAAAGAAUGAAGGAACAACUCCAGUGUUCUGUCUUUUGUUUUCGUAUGAAUGAUGAAAUGGCUGUUACACUCAUUGCGAACUACGGAGGCUUUUUACCCAAGGGAAGAUGCAUGUAGCGAGAUCAUAGGCAGUGGAUUUCCUUUUACUUGAAGUUCUUCAUUGGUACAAAUUGGGACAUUCUUUGCUUCAGAUCCUCUUGCUCCCCCUUCCCCCUCCCAAAUAAUAACUUGGAGAGUUGGCACAUGCUGCACUUCAUUAGGAGAGGGAAUUGGGCUAUUGGGCAGGCUUGAGGAAAAAUUAGCCUUCCCUUUAGACUUUUUGGGUGGGGGGGAGGACUCAAUAACACAAACUAUUGUACUGUACCAACUGCCAAGACUAAGCUCUGCUCUGACGUCCGGGAAGAAAAACACUAGGCCAGUUCAACCGGGCCCCUUGCUGCUCAGAACAAAGUUUAUUUAACAGUAUCUGUUCUUUAUAAGCACUGAAAGAUGGAAGAAAAAAAAAUCUUGUCUUUUUUUUUUUAAAUGAAAAAGGAGGUCUUAUGCAAAUUAUUAUGGCUGAACAUUUCUGCAACACAAUCAUGAAGAGGCUGACAUUGGCCACUGGCUAGACUAUUCCCCAUCUGAAACUUGAGGCAAACUGAAUGGAGUGCCGUUGACAUGGGCUUUCUGUUCCAAGUAGUAUCCAGCAACUUGUCUUUUGAAUAAAGACGCAUUCAAGUAAUAGUGGAACAUUUUCACUCAGCGCACGUUACUCCUGUAUACUGGUGCACUUAAUGAUCACAAAUUCUGUUUUUUUACAUCAUGUCCUAAAAUGUAAUUCUAACUUGUCCUGUCUGUCUCCCCCCCCCUUUUUUUUUUUUUUUUGCUGAAUGAGCAGCAUGCUCUAAAAUGGAGUGUGGAUUUUUUUUUCUUUUUUCUUUUUAUUUGUUAAUUAUUUGGGGGUGGGGGUGGGGCAGGGAUAUAUGCUAAUAUAUGACAAAACAAACCAGUUUCCAUAUAAUAAUUUUAAAACAAACCUGCAUUUGUUUCAAAGGCUUAAAUAAGUCUGGCUUCAAGUUUUUUUUUUCUUUUUCAUCUUAAUAUAUUAAAUCUUGAGUUACGACCUUAAACCUGUGUAUUUUUUUCCCCUUCAGGGACCCUAUUUAUAUCUGGUGGGCCAGUGUGGGGGAAGGCUGUUCAGCUCCAAUUGGCUUAUAAUCGUGUCCCUCAAAACGUGUAAUCCUACCCACCCCUGAAGCUCCAAGGUUUUCAGCCUGUCUUUAUUCAGGUCCUUAGCACAUUUUUCUGUACUGCCUGGGAAUUUCUUUAUAGGGGUAUAGCUUUGGUUUGCACAUGCUACUUCUAUUUGAAGUGUUACUUGAAUAUGUAUCUUGUAAUGCAAAGGACACUAUUCUAACACUAGAAAGGAGCAAAAUCCACAAACAUAACCCAGUAUAAUUAUUUAAGAAACUUUUUAAAAAAUAAUAAUUGGAUUUAGAAUGAAUUUUGUAUAGAGGGAGGCCGAAAUAGGGUACGUUAAUGCAAAGCAGAGAAAUGGAAGUGACCGUCUUCCAUUGCAGUCUUUGCAAUUCCCUCCCCUGAAGAGUACUUUUUAAAUAGGCAGCUGUACAUUUUGUUCCAUAGUUGGCUACCCUGUAAAUAAUGAAAGGCUUUAUUAUUUCUAAAAGUGCUAAGUAUUAAACACUGUCAUGAGUGUAAUUUUUUUUUUUGUUACAUGCUUUUCAUGCUUUAUUUCUCACUGUUUGAUAUUAUACAACAUAUUUAUUUUACGGAAGCACUGAAAAUUUAAUAAAGAUCAUCAGCUAA